Messenger RNA from Belonocnema kinseyi, 1282 nucleotides. RefSeq names its product growth/differentiation factor 8. Gene Ontology annotation, cellular component: extracellular region. The transcript has 3 exons. Gene Ontology annotation, molecular function: cytokine activity; growth factor activity. Gene Ontology annotation, biological process: SMAD protein signal transduction. Bases 98 to 1282 code for a protein of 394 amino acids. The record is from RefSeq and is a predicted model, not a curated record. NCBI's taxonomy places the organism in Eukaryota, Metazoa, Arthropoda, Insecta, Hymenoptera, Cynipidae.
UUGAGCUUUUGUUUGUUAAAGAAGGAUUGAGGAUGAUGGCCUCCGAUUUGUAGUAGCGGGGAGGAAUCUUUCUCCAAAUCAGCGAGCUUGAGGAAAAAUGAUCACGAGGGUGCUGCUGCUCUCGCUGGUCCUGCUAGGGGCCUUCGAUGCCCCAAAUAUUGAGGGAAAGAUGAGCAAGAAAAUGGUCCAAGCUAGCAGUGGAUGCAAUGCUUGUAGGAUGCAUGAGGAGAUUAGGGCCUUGAGUCUCGAGGCGAUAAAGGAGCAAAUCCUCAAUAAAUUGGGCCUAAAACAAGCCCCGAAUAUGACUGGUAGGGCUCUGCCGAGGAUCCCUCCAAUAGAUAAAUUGAUGGACAUGUAUGGGGUGCAGGCGGAUCAACCACUAGAGCCGGGAAUUACCCAUCAUGAAGAGAUCGACGAGUAUGCGGCUAAAACGGAAAGCGUCUUCGCCUUGGCACAACCUCACCAGAGGCUAAGGCAUUCGAAGGGUAGCCUGGAUGUAUUGUACUUCAAAUUUUCGGAUAAGGUAGUUCAGCAUCGAGUGACGAGGGCGGAGCUCUCGUUGUGGAUUUACGGUACCACGGAACCGAGAGAAGACUGCGAGUCGGAAGUAGACUUGGAUAGUCAUGCUCCAGUGACGAUAACCCUCCAAAGAAUCCUCCGAGGUGCGACAGAGUCAGGUGGUCCACUACUGGGACCGCCCCUAACGACCAAACACUCGAGACCAAUCGGCGGAAGCGGCAAAUGGGUCACCAUCGAACUCAGACGCAUGGUCGCCGAGUGGUUCAAGCACCCCAGGGAUAACCUUGGAGUGGCCUUGAAAAUCGGAGGAGGAGGCGGCAAUCACAGGAGGAACUACAAACCGGUCGAAACCAAUCCUGCCGCGGAGAACGCGCCCUACCUGGAAGUUCAGACGCAGGAACUCGAUUCCAGGAGAGGCGGCAGGAUCAAGAGGAACGUAGGACUCAAUUGCGACGAAGCGAGUCAAGAAACCAGGUGCUGUCGUUACAAGCUCACAGUCGAUUUUGAGAAAUUCGGCUGGGAUUGGAUAAUUGCACCUAAAAAAUACGAUGCGAACUAUUGUUCUGGGGACUGCCCCAUGGCGUUUUUACCUGCAUAUCCAAACACGCACAUAGUCAGCUUAGCCGAGCCUCCAAACAACACGGGACCAUGUUGUGCGCCAAGGAAGCUCUCAGAAAUCACAAUGCUCUACUUCGACAACGAGUAUCAAAUCGUUUUUUCACGGUUACCGGGAAUGGUAGUUGAGCGUUGUGGCUGCUCAUAG